UGAACCUCUUGCAUAACCCAACCUGUUGUCAACAUUACAUAGCGAUUCAAACAGAGCUUCUUCGUACAGCACGAGGGCUGCUGAUCGGCCACUAUCUCUCUCAGUUGCUAUUUCUUCUUCCUCGAAUCUCGCUCGUUCUACUGGUCUGUUGACAUUUGGGAAGAGGCCCCCUCUGUGGAGCCCAACGCGAGGUCUUUCUCGGCAACACGGCAUACAUUUUGGCCAUCAGAGGAUACUCUGGCUGAGCAUUACGGUCGUCGAUUGGGCGUAGUGUCGCUCUGAAAGUUCAGGAUGGGACGAUGGGGGCGAGAAAAGUACGAGAGGGUGUUAUUCGACAAAACUGUCAAGCUCUAUGACAAGGUCAUCGAGGAUAUCUUUGGCAAAUCAGGUAGCGAUACGGAUUUAAGGCUGGCAACGUUCAUCAGACGCCUGGAUCCAGAGAGUAAAGCCGCGCAAGCUUGUUUCACAACGCUCGUCCAAUCAGUCCUCUGGGAGCACAUAGGGCGCUCCACUUCUAGCGGACCUCGCGUCACCUUGGAUACCACUACCGAACCUGAUGCGUAUCCUCCUGAACCUGUUAACAGAAUACGACGUCUCUCAUCUCGAGUUACAAGAAGCCCAUUCCCAGCUACCCGAACGGCUCAAACGGGGCCACUUUGGACGUCGUUGCUUGACGAUGCUGUCCCAGAGACUUCGUCUACUAGCCGUGCUCCGAGAGCACCUCUCGUUACCAGAUCAUCCGCCACGUCAAGAGCUCAUUCGCCCAGUGCGAGACGACGUGCGAUCAGUCCACCACUUGGUAUCGAUACCGUUGCUGCUGCGGAUGGCGCGGCGAUGCGAAGGAUCAAUUCCAUUCUCAGGUCGCCCACACCUCCAAGUGCGACUCGUUCCACAUGGGAAAUGGUCAAUUUUCACGAUGCGGUCGGAGGCGGAGCGGCUCAUCUAGCCGGGGAUGCCGAAACCGCUGAUGCGAUCAGUCCUCCUCGUUCGCCCAGUCAAGCAUGGCUCAACGAGUACACUGCUUCUCGACCCAUUGCCCCUCGGCCUAGACGACCUCCACAUCUUCAGCGGGCUAGGCGCUCUCGUCCAAUAGAGACGCCUCCGGAAUUUCCCAUGCCUCGCAUAAGGCAAAGAGAGGAUGAGAACGAUGAUGAUGGGGAUGACAACACUGGAAGCACGCGGGGUCUUGAAGCGGACCACCGGGCACGGACCCGACGCAGGACAGACGUAAUUGUGGAGUUGGAUCGUCUCCGAAGUGCCAUGCGGGACUCGCCUGAACCAACUCUACGGCGCUCUCGUUCAAGUUGGCGUGAUUCAGUUUCCAGAGAUGCUCUUCAAAAUACCUCUGAACCCUCUCGUGCUGCCUCUGGCGAUGAUACGCGUCGCUAUGGAGUCGUGUUUGAGCCAUUCUCACCUGCUCUACCGUCAUCGGCCCUCUCAGCUGGACAGGAGGCCGACUCAGGACUGGCCGAGCUUCUACGGGAUCGGGAUGCAGGCGGUGCUGAUGCAGUGGAUCCUCUCGCUAUGCUCGCUGAUAAUGAUGAGAAUGAUGAUGCGCGCUACAACAGCCUCGUCGCCGAGUUUAUCGCUCGACGCCGGGGCAGGAGUAGAAACUUUGGUCUUGGCGUGCGAGGCGUAGAUGGAGUGGAAGAUCUGAUGGGGGUGGAUAAUCGAUGGCUCACUCCAGCAGCCAUAGAUGGCAUGGUUGAUGGAGAUUCGACCUUUGCUCAUGACAUGUUACUUGGGAAUCUCAUGGGUGACGAGUACGGAGAGGAGCAGGAAGGCGAUACACUGUAAAGUAAUGAUGAGCUGGCCAGAUUGGUUGUAUUCCUUUAAGCAGAUGAUUUUGUAGGAUAUGUCACUAAAAACCCAAAGCAGAGAUGCAGGGAGACGGAGACUCUGCAGCUUAGAGUGAUUCAUUCAUUGUACAGGAAUGUAAUCGAAAUGUGACCCAGGAUGCUGUCCCAUUUUUGGCCGGCUCCAAUAUCUUAUUAGAUCCAACCUUGGCUUAAAUUCCGCCACGGGAUGAUGUAAGCCCUGCUCCGUUAUCG
Messenger RNA from Kockovaella imperatae, 2051 nucleotides. RefSeq lists its product as hypothetical. Bases 292 to 1797 code for a protein of 501 amino acids. The transcript is spliced from 3 exons. Lineage: Eukaryota; Fungi; Basidiomycota; Tremellomycetes; Tremellales; Cuniculitremaceae. The record is from RefSeq and is a predicted model, not a curated record.